This is a messenger RNA of Macrosiphum euphorbiae (potato aphid), 312 nucleotides long. Lineage: Eukaryota; Metazoa; Arthropoda; Insecta; Hemiptera; Aphididae. The record is from the annotation of a GenBank genome assembly.
AUGCGAAUUGAAAUGGAAAACAAUGAGGAAACCAAAACGAAUUUAAUUACUGAACGUGAUAAACAUGUUCAAAAUGCAGACAAUGCCUACAGUUCCAAGCGUCAUGACAAAGAAGUAUCAAAAUUGGAUCCAACAAGAGUUUGUAUUGCUUUUGAUCUCCAACAAUGUUUACCAACACCUUUCUUGGAGACUUCUGUAACUUUUUAUAAACGCUUAUACUGGACUUACAACUUGACCACACAUGAUCUCCAAUCAGGUCAAGCUUCUUGUUAUUUAUGGCAUGAAGCAAUUGCACAUAGAGGAGGAAAUUAA